Messenger RNA from Argentina anserina (silverweed cinquefoil), 834 nucleotides. RefSeq lists its product as uncharacterized. The coding region runs from base 1 to 711 and encodes 236 amino acids. Lineage: Eukaryota; Viridiplantae; Streptophyta; Magnoliopsida; Rosales; Rosaceae. The record is from RefSeq and is a predicted model, not a curated record. The transcript has a single exon.
AUGGUAUCUCUGGAAGUUGUUCAGACAACCUCUAGAUCCAUCGAGCCAACUUCGAGUCCCAGAAUUUCUUUCUCUGCCGAUUUCCUAGACGAAAAUGACUUCAUCACUAUUAGCCCAAAUCCUCAUGGUGAACAUCAAGACAAGAAAAAGGAGUGUGAUCAGAAGGCAAGAAAUGCAGAUUUUGAGUUUCUCUCAAACAAUGAAAGUAGCCAUGCCAUGUUAUCAGCAGAUGAGCUUUUCUUUGAAGGAAAACUACUUCCCUUUUGGCAAAAAAAGCAUGCCGAAAGGCUCGACAAGAUUCGUCUCAAGACGAAAGACGAUGAGAUAUGCGAGGAAGAGGUAGUGAACAAGGAGGAGAGCAGAGGAAACUGGUUUGUUGAUGAUGACCCUUCUCCAAGGCCACCUAAGUGUACUGUUUUAUGGAAAGAGUUACUCAGGUUGAAGAAGCAACGUGCUUCAACUCUGUCACCCUCUUCUUCAUCCUCAUCUUCAUCUUCUUCAAACUCUUUUGCUGAUGUAGCCGCAGCAGAUCAAGAGAAGGAGAUGGGAAACAAAGAGAAGUACAUGAAGAGGAUAAAGAAAGGCCUAGAGAGAACAAGAUCAGCCAGAAUAAGAAUAAGACCAAUGGUUAAUGUGCCGAUUUGCACACAGAUGAAGAACAGUGCCUUACCACCUUUGUUUCCACUCAGAAAAGGAAGACUAGAUAGGUGAGGAUGAAGAAGGAGAGAGGUAUUAGAAUUCGAGCUGAUCUGCAGGAUUUUGUUCAUGUUCAUUGUUAAUUUUCUCAUUUCUUCUACUUAUUUAAAGUUUCUGUAUCAUGUUUAGAGUGCUGUU